Heterocephalus glaber (naked mole-rat) is the source of this 3674-nucleotide messenger RNA. RefSeq names its product RNA binding motif protein 12 (gene Rbm12). NCBI's taxonomy places the organism in Eukaryota, Metazoa, Chordata, Mammalia, Rodentia, Bathyergidae. Gene Ontology annotation, molecular function: RNA binding. The record is from RefSeq and is a predicted model, not a curated record.
UCCGCCCCCUUCUGGAACGCGGAGCCGCUGAGUGGGCCGGCGGCCAUUUUGUGAAGCAGCGAAGGAGGUGGUCGCUGCGCUGGGCCACAGGACGCCGUUCGGGCUGGGGCUGUCGGCCGCGGGGCAGAGGCACUCGCGCGGGGGGUAACUCGGGUCUGGGUUCUGGUGACGCGCAAGCUCUCCCCGUCUAAAAGUUGGUUUUAAUUGGUUGCCCACAGGAUUGACUUGACCUCUACUUGUUAAGAAAAUACAUCUCUUGUUUUAUCAGGUGUGUGUGGUUUCAGCGCAGCAUGGCUGUGGUCAUCCGUUUGCAAGGUCUCCCAAUUGUGGCGGGGACUAUGGACAUUCGCCACUUCUUCUCUGGAUUGACCAUCCCUGAUGGGGGCGUGCAUAUUGUAGGGGGUGAACUGGGUGAGGCUUUCAUCGUUUUUGCCACUGAUGAAGAUGCAAGGCUUGGUAUGAUGCGCACAGGUGGUACAAUUAAAGGGUCAAAAGUAACACUGUUGUUGAGUAGUAAAACAGAAAUGCAGAAUAUGAUUGAACUGAGUCGUAGGCGUUUUGAAACUGCCAACUUAGAUAUACCACCAGCAAAUGCUAAUAGAUCAGGACCACCACCUAGCUCAGGAAUGAGUGGUAGGGUAAAUUUGCCUACAACUGUACCCAACUUUAAUAAUCCUUCGCCAAGUGUAGUUACUGCUACGACUUCUGUUCAUGAAAGCAACAAAAACAUACAGACGUUUUCCACAGCCAGCAUAGGAACUGCUCCUCCAAGUAUGGGAACUUCUUUUGGGAGCCCAACGUUCAGCUCAACCAUUCCGAGUACAGCCUCUCCAAUGAAUACAGUCCCUCCACCACCAAUUCCUCCAAUUCCAGCACUGCCAUCUCUGCCACCGAUGCCAUCCAUUCCCCCAAUACCAGUUCCCCCUCCAGUACCUACAUUGCCUCCGGUGCCUCCUGUCCCCCCAAUUCCCCCAGUCCCUUCUGUGCCACCCAUGACCCCACUGCCACCCAUAUCAGGUAUGCCACCCUUGAAUCCGCCACCUGUGGCACCUCUACCUGCUGGAAUGAAUGGCUCUGGAGCGCCUAUAAAUCUGAACAAUAAUCUGAACCCUGUGUUUCUGGGUCCAUUGAAUCCUGUUAACCCUGUCCAGAUGAACUCUCAAAGCAGCGUGAAACCACUUCCCAUCAAUCCUGAUGAUCUGUAUGUCAGUGUGCAUGGAAUGCCCUUUUCUGCAGCGGAAAAUGAUGUCAGAGAUUUUUUCCAUGGGCUCCGUGUUGAUGCAGUGCAUUUGUUAAAAGAUCAUGUAGGUCGAAAUAAUGGGAAUGGAUUGGUUAAGUUUCUCUCCCCACAAGAUACAUUUGAAGCUUUGAAACGAAACAGAAUGCUGAUGAUUCAACGCUAUGUGGAAAUUAGCCCUGCCACAGAGAGACAGUGGGUAGCUGCUGGAGGCCAUAUCACUUUUAAGCAAAGUAUGGGACCUUCUGGACAAAGCCAUCCCCCUCCUCAGACACUUCCCAGGUCAAAAUCACCCAGUGGUCAGAAAAGGUCAAGGUCAAGAUCACCACAUGAGGCUGGUUUUUGUGUUUACUUGAAAGGGCUACCAUUUGAAGCAGAAAACAAACAUGUCAUUGAUUUUUUUAAAAAGUUGGAUAUUGUGGAAGAUAGUAUUUAUAUAGCAUACGGACCCAAUGGUAAAGCAACUGGUGAAGGCUUCGUAGAGUUCAGGAAUGAGGCUGACUAUAAGGCUGCGCUGUGUCGCCAUAAACAAUACAUGGGCAAUCGCUUUAUUCAAGUCCAUCCAAUUACUAAGAAAGGUAUGCUAGAAAAGAUAGAUACAAUUCGGAAAAGACUCCAGAACUUCAGCUAUGACCAGAGGGAAAUGGUGUUAAAUCCAGAGGGAGAUGUCAACUCUGCCAAAGUCUGUGCCCAUAUAACAAAUAUUCCAUUCAGCAUUACCAAGAUGGAUGUUCUUCAGUUUCUUGAAGGAAUCCCAGUGGAUGAAAAUGCUGUACAUGUUCUUGUUGAUAAUAAUGGGCAAGGUCUAGGACAGGCAUUGGUUCAGUUUAAAAAUGAAGAUGAUGCACGUAAGUCUGAACACUUACACCGUAAAAAACUUAAUGGGAGAGAAGCUUUUGUUCAUGUAGUUACCCUAGAAGAUAUGAGAGAAAUUGAAAAAAAUCCCCCCGCUCAAGGAAAAAAGGGGUUAAAGAUGCCUGUGCCAGGUAAUCCUGCAGUACCAGGAAUGCCAAAUGCAGGAAUCCCUGGGGCUGGAAUCCCCGGUGCGGGAAUCCCCGGUGCGGGAAUCCCCGGUGUGGGAAUGCCCGGUGCGGGAAUGCCCGGUGUGGGAAUGCCCGGUGUGGGAAUGCCCGGUGCAGGAAUGCCUGGUGCAGGAAUACCAGGUGCUGGACUUCCCAGUGUGGGUAUACCUGGUGCUGGAAUACCUGGUGCGGGGAUGCCCACUGCAGGAAUACCCACUGCAGGAAUGCCAGGUUCAGGAGGUGAAGAGCAUGCCUUCCUGACAGUAGGAUCAAAGGAGGCCAGCAAUGGUCCUCCAUUUAACUUUCCUGGUAAUUUUGGUGGGUCAAACGCUUUUGGGCCACCUCUUCCUCCUCCAGGAUUAGGAGGGACCUUUGGUGAUGCUAGGCCUGGUAUGCCUUCAGUUGGUAACAGUGGUUUGCCUGGUCUAGGAUUGGAAGUUCCAGGUUUUGGAGGUGGACCAAAUAAUUUAGGUGGGCCAUCAGGAUUUCCAGGGGGCCCUCAGAAUUUUGGAAAUGGCCCUGGUACCUUGGGUGGCCCCCCUGGCUUUGGAAGUGGCCCUCCUGGUCUUGGAAGUGCCCCAGGCCAUUUGAGUGGACCACCAGCCUUUGGACCUGGACCUGGCCCUGGCCCUGGCCCAAUACAUAUUGGUGGUCCCCCUGGCUUUGGGUCUAGUUCUGGAAAACCAGGACCUACUGUAAUUAAAGUUCAGAACAUGCCCUUCACUGUGUCUAUUGAUGAGAUUUUAGAUUUCUUUUAUGGCUAUCAAGUUAUCCCAGGCUCAGUGUGUUUAAAGUACAAUGAAAAAGGUAUGCCCACAGGUGAAGCCAUGGUGGCCUUUGAAUCCCGGGAUGAAGCCACAGCUGCUGUCAUUGACUUAAAUGAUAGACCGAUAGGCUCAAGAAAAGUAAAACUUGUAUUAGGAUAGCCAUUUAUUCUUUAUAGGGUAGAUCUUCAUAUUGCUGUGAUUAAUGCAUCCAGAUUUGUUUUCCUAGUAUUUUCAAGUUAGAACCUGUGGAUUGUUUCAAUUGCAUAUAGAUUGGUUUUCAUAACAUAGAGCAUUGGUGACUGUUUACAACUUACUAUCAGGAUAAACAUUGCUGUAUGUUACAGUAAAGCUAUCUGGAAAGAACACAAACAUGAUUUUGGCAUACCAUUAGAGAAACCAUUUGUAAAACCCAGUGAUGACAAAGUUUAUCAAGGAGUCUAGAUUGUUUUGUUUUAUACCAUAUGGGAUGAAGAAAAUAGAAAUGUUAGUAGAGCUCAUUGAGUUUGCUCUUGCCAGCUGCUGAAAAAUAGAAGUUGGCUACCCUGGGAAUUUGGUUUAAAGCUGAAUAGAUUCGCUUUGUUAUAGGGUCAAAACUUUGUCUGAAGUCUUCAUUUUCUUUUAAAAUUUAAUAAAAUCUCUGUAUACAGA